GUACUUGGCAAGGCAAAGCCUGGCCCAGGCCUGCUAUGCCAAUUAAACCAGAACUGACUCUUUACUGACCUGCACGCGAUGACGGAGGUGCCUCUUGAAACCUCUAAGCUUACAACGUCGUAUGAACGCUACCAACAGCCAAUACUGCAAGAGAGCAGUUGUGCUGCAGGCGGCCACACAGGGAGGCAGCAGCAACAGCGGGUUAGGCGCUUUCUCAGGGCACUCAGCUCGCGACGGAUAGUGCGGGGCCAUCAACAACCCAAUGCGGGCGCCCAGCAAGGACUCACUAGCACUAGUAAGAGAGCUGUUGUUGCAACACAACGCCGCCGUCGUCGAAGGGUCAAUCCGCCGCGCUUGCUGCGUCCGACUGCAAGGAGCGGCGCUGACGACAGCGAAGGAGCAAGCUUGUCUUCCACUUCCCGAGGACCAAGAGGACGACUACGAGUAUCGUGUAUACCCUCAACCUUUUCUGCUGCAGAGAUGCAGAAAUAUGCUGAAGCGAGAAAAAAGCCUGCGCGGAAACUCCCGCCACUUCCACCGACUCCACAUCCUGCUCAAUCUCCAGGGCUUGACAUUGGUGGCAUUCUGAAAUGGAUCAAUCACACGUUGAAGGAAGAGCCUCGGAUAACACGUGUUGACGAGCUCUAUGACGGUAUCAUUUUCCUUCGGCUUAUCAAGGCCGUGUCUGGACAUGAUGUGGAACUGGGGGAUACCGUCACCACACAGGAUCGGCUCAAAGCUGUUAUGGAGCUGUGUACCUCCAAGCUCAGAAUCGCUCCCGAUGUGAGCGUUGGACAACUGCGGACAACUCAUGGUGCCAAGACAUUGGCUUUCGACUUGCAGAAGUAUUCGGAUGAACAGCUCCGACGGAAAAUUGGACAAGAGAUCAAGGAGGAAAACUCGGCGAAACUCAAUACCAGCUGGCCAAGCGAAGCAUAUAGUACGGCUGCCGCUCAGGCCUCCAGCACCCCAACGGAUCGGUCCCUGUCCACUUCGUCACAGCCCACAAGCGCGGCGGCCAGUGUGGCGGCCAGUGCCGAUGGCAGCGCAGGCGAGGACGACGAUAGUACAGAGGAGGAUAUGUUGAGGCGCACUCAUGGCCGCUUCAAAGUGGUAAUGACCGAGUUGGCACUGACGUUGCCCGUAGCUAGAGAUGGCUCAGUGGUGAAGGUAUCAACCAUCAGCAAGAUGCCCGCCGUUACGUAUGUUCGCAUAGGUGGCAGCCCACCAGAGGGUGAUGAGUCUGCACAGCAGGCGGCCGGUGAUACUCAGACAUCCACGGCGGCUGCUAGCAGUGCGUCACCAGUGCUGCGCGGGCAAGCAAGCACGGAGACUGAUCUUCACGCUCACGGCGGUGCGUCUCGGGCAGCAGCUCAGGCAACUGCCGAUGCGGCUGUUAUUCCACCCGGCGAGGCUGCAGCUCAACCAACUGCCGACGCCACUGCUGGACCGACUACGAGGACUGAAGCUGCUGUUGUUGUAUCUACCAGGGCUGGUUCUCGGCCCAGUGUGGAGACUGCCGCUCGACUCACUUACGCCGAGCCCGUAGCUAAAACGUACGCCGAGGAGCAGUACACGACCGUGGUAACACUCCCUGUGCCAAAGCAAAGGAAACAGGCGUCUCCGGCACAGCUGUCGGUGCAUAACAGUCCAACUACCAAGGCUACUGCUACCAGUGAAGGUGUGGAACUGCAAGAGCAAAGCUCCUGGAGCUCCUACGAUGUCACGGAUCCCGACAAUGACGAGCCUUCUCCGACUGUAUCCGAGCUAUCCAAUAUAUCGAGUUUAUCUGACAUGAUGAAAGACAGUCUAACUCCACUGAAAUCAGAAGCCGACGCUAGCAGUUCACCAUCUCCAGGUCAAGUGGCCCCAUCGCAGAAACGGAAACCAGUCAUGCAGGUACGAGCGAAGAGAAGACGCGAAAAAUAUGCGAGAACACCGACUGCUGCUCCAGAGAAUCUGGGUGGCGAUGGGGACGAGGACAUAGACAGCGGUGACGAAUCACCGGAUGAACUCCGUCCGCUGCGAGACACCGGUGCAACCAGGCCAACCUCUAGUAGUGGUGGGUCAAGAGGAGGCUCAGUGUUCCUGUCCUCCAGCAAUACUCCAUUGCCUGGCUAUGCUAUGGGUGGCGAGGAGGAUAGCGCGUCGGCCAACAUCACGCUGCCGAUCACGUUGUUCACCAACCUCUGCAAGAACGUCAUGCAGGGUCAGCGUAUGGUCGGCAAGCUACAGCGGCAAAUCAUGAAGCAGCAUGACGCUGCACAGAAGUAUUUCAGGCGCACGGAGCAGCUGGAGCUCGAAUGUCUGCGUCUCCACAAGUUGUUCGAUCGGAAAAUGCGAGACAUGGACGGUAGCUUGGUGGAUUUGAGCAGGAAGUGCUGCUCGCUGGAUGGUAGAGUUCUCUCGACCGACACACAUUUCCGGCAGAGCAGUACUGAGUGUCGCCGUGAUUCCGAGGCGGCUAUCUCCAUGGCGAGAGGACAGACAGAUCGGGUUAACGACUUGACCGGUCGGAUUGACAUAGUGGAGAACUAUUUUUCUGUUUUGGAGAAGGAUAUUGCGGCGUGUCGUGACUACAUUACACAGCAAAGUGGCAAGCCUUCCAAGAGAGCGAAGUCCAAAGAUCGUACUGGGGGCCUGAAUGUCUUCAAACGCCUUGGCAAGAAGAACAGCGCUAGUGGAGCAACAGCCGCGCAGGUCGGCGGUGGUAGCAGCCUAUCAGCUAUGAGGUCAGUGUCGACGCCUCACCUGGUCGACCCGUUUCAGUCUGCAGGCCGGGCCGCUGCUGAUGCAUCUGUUGCUGCAGGGGCCAGCGCUUCCUCUGCCACCGCACCAGCUACUGGCACGGCGUCGUCGCAGGGUGCAGCUGCACCGCGGCGACGAGUGCCACUGAACCGGGCCUGGUCCCAUGGCAACACCAGCACAUCCGGCACUUUGCAGACCUGUGAAUGUGAGCAAGAAGAGAUCAUGCUCUGACAAGAUGGUCUCUGAUUUAAGCUGGAAGACAGCUGAUUCAAGCUAUCCUCCACCAUUGCUGUCCUUCUGGCCAGGUGAAUGAGUCGACGUGGCCAGAUGGCAUUUGAUCUUUCUCCUGGGUUGCUCUGGCCUUUCCCGCAGCGGUUUUCAUGCUGCAACUUGAAGCCGCGGUGGUGCCUUGAUUGUUUGACAGCCUGAGUGUAACAAUGUUAGAGAGGAGCGUGACACCACCAGCCCAACACACGGCACCCAGUGCUGUCCCACCUCCACCACACACACCGAUGGUUGUCCCGUGCUGGUCACAAACCAUGCUGGUCAGUGUACUAAUAGUAUAGUACCAGUACUGCAAGUACACUACUGCUUUUAAAGGAAAUCCAGUCGCGUCACUCAACUACACACCGGCACGGCGUUGCGCAGCCCUAGACCGGCGAACGCUGGGCUGCGAAAUGGUGCAGGGCGCAAACUCGAGUGGCGUGACUGGCUUUCACUGAGCAACAGUGUACUCAUGUUCACUGUGUGAUGUGAGUUUUGAGUCUUGUGUGAAUGCCAUAGUAUCAUGAUUGGUCCGAUAAUGUUGGUCUCGUGAACAACAUGUAUCCCUGAAUGGUGUUUGCAUAAUAAUAUUAUUAUGUAAUUGGUCGUGUUUGCCAAUACGAUUUUUCGUUCUCAACACCAUGAUGAUGAUGAUGUUGAUGAUGUUGUUGUUGUUUAUAGCACGUAUUGUUGGUCCUGGUUCCGAAGUUGCCGCUUUAUCUCUCGCCUUCCUGUCUUUGUAAAGCUGACAAGGGGUGGACUGAUUAGCAAUAAUUACUUCUUGAACUACUACUGCACUUGGUGCAUCCCGAAUCUGGCACUUUAAUUUAA
Sycon ciliatum is the source of this 3843-nucleotide messenger RNA. RefSeq lists its product as uncharacterized. Lineage: Eukaryota; Metazoa; Porifera; Calcarea; Leucosolenida; Sycettidae. The transcript is spliced from 13 exons. The record is from RefSeq and is a predicted model, not a curated record. The coding region runs from base 79 to 2979 and encodes 966 amino acids.